Molecule: messenger RNA, 1157 nt
Organism: Umbelopsis ramanniana AG
Lineage: Eukaryota; Fungi; Mucoromycota; Umbelopsidomycetes; Umbelopsidales; Umbelopsidaceae
Exons: 1
Coding region: 28-963 (311 amino acids)
Source: RefSeq, a predicted model, not a curated record
CCAUUCAAAUCAAUCAACCUUUUACUCAUGGAUAUCGAGUCUUCCUUGGAAAACAACCCAAACUACCGCUUCAUACCCCUUGGGCCUAAUGCCGCGGCGGGAGUCAUUGCUGCUGCUUUCAUCAUUUUAAUCUUCCCCUGGGCGUAUUUUCUUCUGCGGUAUCGUCGGUUCUUGGUCGGCGCUGUCGUACGUCUCUUGGCUUUCACUCUGAUUGGAGCUACAGGCUAUAUUCUUCGUAUCGUGUGCAAUGGCAUGAUUCCCAAUGCAAGCUCUACAUCCGACCAGAUCAAUCUCUUCAUCAAUUUGUACAUCGCUUCCAAUACUAUGACCAAUAUUGGCAACUUCUUCCUUUUCAACGCUUUGACGGCAGUCGCAAACAGUUGGAUUGAAAGCAACAGAGGGGUUACGGAAAGUGUCAGAAUUGCCUUUGAGCGUAAAAUCUACCGCUACUUCACUUUGGCUACUCUGGUGGCAUUGAUUCUCAAUAUUGUUGGUGCCUCUGACAACAGGAACGAUCUCCGCAUUGCUAGUAAUGCCAUCUUUGUUGCCCUUCUAGUCGUAUUGCUUCUCGCCAUCAUCUACUACAACUUUACCUUGGAGAUUCCUCACCACAGAGGAGAAAACAACAAUACAACCAAGAGCGCUGGCAUUUACUCUCACCCAAGUACUAUCCCACGACUUUUGUUCAUAUGCACAUUCCUGCUCUUGGUCUCGCAAGCCUACAAGUUGGCACAGUCCGUUGUACCAGUCGGUACAGUCGCUCUCACCAGUAUUCCUUUGAUCUACAUUUUGGGCCCUACUCUCAAUUUGAUUGUCUUGAUCAUUCUUACCAUCACUUGGGUUCCUGUCUUUUACAGCACCUUAUGGGAGCGUAAAGUUGCCUUUGAGCGAUCCCUGUCAGAAUAUUUGGAGCCGGGCCCAGGUGGUGAUUACCAGAUGGAUCGAAUGAAUCAGCGAGUUUAAGCGCUAAUAGCGUCCGGAGCAUGCGACAGUCUUAUGUAAAAUAGCUAUAUCUAAAGUUCUCUACCUAUGCUCUAUCAAUCCGUCCUGUACAAUUAUUCUUCAAACACCUUUCUAUCAAUGACGUACUCAUAGAAAAAUCACGAAUUAAAAUGAUGCCAUGGCAUCUUAAUAUCCUAAUGCUACAGUUGGACAAC